UAUUUUCAAGAUUCCAUUUUAAGUCGCUCUCUUAUGAACCAAUACGCUAUUAUUUUGAGUAAAACAUAUUUUUUAUCACAGAACAGUGUUCAUUAAUUUUCGUAAUACAAGGUCGCGGUUACAGAAAUAUUACUUAUUUACUGCAGUUGCAAGAUGUCAAAUGAAUGAAUUAAACUUCCGGCAGUUACACAAGAUGGCUUCUAGGAGGAGGGCUGCUGAAGAUAAAAAUACAAAACUUCUUAGGGAACUUGCUGCAUUACCUGCUAAUAAACAAUGUUUCGAUUGUCUUCAGCGUGGGCCAACUUAUAUAAAUGUUACUAUUGGUUCUUUCGUAUGCACAACAUGCAGUGGCAUAUUACGAGGUUUGACUCCUCCUCACAGAGUCAAGUCCAUAUCCAUGACAACAUUCACACCUGAAGAAAUUGAAUAUUUAAAAAGCAGAGGAAAUGAAUAUUGCAAGUAUGUGUGGUUGGGAACUUUUGAUACUAGUACUAAUAGUAUUGAAAGUGAAGUAUCCGAUGAUCAAAGAAAACGAGACUUUAUGGUUCAGAAAUAUGAAAAGAAAAGAUGGUAUGUUGAUCCUGACAUAGCUGUCAAGAAAAUGCAGAGUGAUAAGCAAAGACAAGGUGUGGCACAAUCUCAAUCUUUUGGCACAAGAUCAAAUUCUGUUAUAGAAACUCAGCCCUUAUCUCGACUUUUAGGCAAGAGUCCUACUGCAUUAAUAGUGCAAAAUAAUCAGGCAGCUGAGACAUGGCCACAUCCUGUUUCUUCUGCAUCUGCACCUAGCAUAAGCACUAAAACGGCAGCACAGAAUCAUGGUAGUCGAUCUAUUGAUCUACUUUCAGAGUUUGGAGGAGAUGCUUCUACACCAAGUACUCAAGUUUCAGCUCAUAACAAUUCAACAGCUAAUGGAAACUUUGCUAAUUUCGAAUCUGCAUUCAAUUCUGUAGAAAAAUCAGGUUGGACUUCUUUCGAUGAUGAUCUUGAUCCUCUUUCCCCUUCUGCUUCUCGCUCUUCAACUCUAAGCAAGGACUCUCUCUCACGGAUAGGCUCCUACUCUUCCACGGCGAUGCCUCGACCUUUAAGCCUACCGACCUUUGUUCCUACGAAUCCUUUCAAAUCGCCUCCCAUUGCUACAACACCAUCUCAGUGGCCAUCUUUUGCAGCCGGAAACACUUCAGGUGUCCCAGCUCCCAAUUUGCCAUCAUCUGCAAGUUUGGAUGCUUAUCCCAUGCAAUCAAGACCACCUCAAUCAAAUCCAGUCACAGCUUUUAGUCCUCCUCCACCAGUUACAACUCAGCCAGCAGUUCAGCCAACUACUUCUACUUCUUCUGCAGAUCGUUAUGCUGCUUUAGCAGAUCUUGAUAGUCUUUUCAAUCAGCCAUCUUCUGGAAAAGGUCCUAGCUGGACAGUUGAGACUACAAGCUCAGUAUCUAAACAUGAUCCAAUUACUAGUGAUAUUAAUAGCAGUACAUAUAGUACAGCUCCUUCCAAUCCUUUCAAGUCAACUGACUUAUGGAGCCAAAGCCAAAAUGUUAAGAGCUCUUUCCAAUCAGCUAAUCCAUUCCAGACUGGAACUGAUGCACUUUCCUAUUCACAGACAUCCAAUAGUCAAGCAUAUGCUCCUUUUCCUAUACCAAUGGUUGGAAACAGCCCCAGUGAUGACAGUGUACGUAAUCAGUUCAAUGCCAAUUUCUCACCUUUUCCGCCUCAAAUGGUGAGUCCUGCAAAUGGGUAUGGAGCUAAUCCACUGCUUCUGCAGAAUGGUGGAUUGGUUUCUCCAACCUCAGGAUCUGCAGCCUGGAAUAUGCCAUCAAACAUGCCAAUGUGGUCUUCUAGUCAAAUGGGACUAGGUGGUUUAUUUUCAAAUGACAACAAGCCAUCAGAUCCAGCACAACACUCAGAUUGGAUCCAGAAUCCAGUGAAUCCAUUUGCAGUCUCAGCCAACAAUGUAGGAUUUCCAGUAGCGCCAAAAAGUAAUUGCAGUAAUCCUUUUCUAUGACAUUUAUAGCAUAAAGAACUAAUGCUUGUCAUCUGGAGUGUCAAUAAGUUUCCAACUUUCUUAUGGCACAUCCUGGAGUUUUAAAGCACAAAUUACCAACUGUAAAAGCAGAUCUAUAAAAUCCAGUUAUAAAUAUUAUAUUUAAUAGGAUGAAUGGAUACAGAGUGACUGACUUAACUAUCUUGCGUGAAUUUAUGUGCAUUUGUACAUAAAUUACUUUUUAUCUGUAUAUAUAAUCCACAAAUAUUCAAAUAUAUUAUACUUUGUAGUACAAGGCUUUGCAUUCAUCUAGUCUUUGCUAAGUUUAUUUUAAGUUUGUUAGGGAUAUUUUAGAAACCAUAGAAUAUAAUACCUCAAAACUGUGAAUCUGUUUUAAAUAUUUUAUAAAAUAUAUUUUUGUUUGUUUUGAAUGUUGCAUUUAUUCAAAUUUUAUAUUUUGAGUUAUUGGAUUUAACAAAUGCAACUAUUUAUUGAAACUCUGCAGUCUAGAUUUUUAUAUACAUUUCUUCCAAUUUUCAUAAUAGUUGUUACUUUAGCUGUGUGACUCAUUUUAAAAGUAUAUUUACAUAACAUAUUUAGUAUUUCUUUCUCUGUGUUUAUAUUGCUUCAGAUUGAAAAAAAAAAUAGAUGAAAACCAUUUAAACUAUAAUUCAUGUUGCCAUUAUGUGUAGCUACUUUACAAGUAAAGAGCUAAAAAUCCUAUGCAAAGCUGUUCGCAUGCCUUUAAAAUAAAGAAAUUGUUUCAAAUCCCAAGCAAUAUGUAAAUGCAAUCGUGUAAAAAAUAAAAUUACUUAAUGAUUUAUUUUGCUAAAAA
Messenger RNA from Argiope bruennichi, 2816 nucleotides. Its product is annotated as arf-GAP domain and FG repeat-containing protein 1-like. Gene Ontology annotation, molecular function: GTPase activator activity. The record is from RefSeq and is a predicted model, not a curated record. The transcript has 8 exons. Lineage: Eukaryota; Metazoa; Arthropoda; Arachnida; Araneae; Araneidae. The coding region runs from base 161 to 2002 and encodes 613 amino acids.